AUGGGAAAUCUUCGCAAGAAUAACCAAAAAGGACUUCUUCCACCAGUAUCGCGAAGGGCAUCGGACGGGUCCACAGUCCUUUCCAAGGGUGGUAUUGAGCCAAUCCGACAUAUUCUUUUUCCUCCUAUCCCCGUCUACGGCGCUGUGAACUUUCACCUGACAAAAUUUGCUUUCUCUGUGGUGGCUGUUUUAUUGCAGUAUCUCAACAUGUAUCGCACUGUUUGGUGGCUUUCUCGACCAUGGACUAAGUAUCCCGUGGAUAUUGACAGCAUCGACUACUACCUCUUGUCGUACAUUCUACUGAUGUUCAUCAUUCCACCUGCCUACGAAGCCUUUCAGCAUCUCUACUGGAGAUCUGUCACACCUCUGCGCUGUUUAAAUUGCGUUCUUGUGGGAUUUUUGGGACUUACUCUAUGGUGCGGUCUCCAAUUUCACAUGGUAACACGUAUCAGGUAUGAUUUCUGCAUCUUUCCACAUCAGUACCUGGGUGUUCUUCUAGUUGUCUAUCAACCAAUUAUUUUCGUCAUAGUCUACUACUAUGAGCCAGUGAAACAGAUGCUCCAUGUAAUCGUGGAGAAAACUAGGUCGGUCAAUCCUCGAGAGUUCAUUCACUCGAUUCAUUCACAACUAAAGCUUUUCUAUCAGGCUCUCAGGUUACGAAAAGUCUUCCAGUUCCUUCGGCAGUAUUUUGCUCCAAGUGCCCCACGUUGCAAGGUGGGCAGUUCACAGACAACUCGCGUUCCACGCUACUGUCACUUCCUGCCACUUCGUUAUGCCACGGUUCUACCAUCGCUUUCCAGCAAUGUUCACCCUGGCACAGCUGUUACUUUCUAUACUCUUCGUCCUCCACAUCGGCAACAGUUGGUAGCACUAAAGCACAAUUGCGUUCGAUGCUCACCUAACUCUGCAGCCAAUAUGGAAACUGCGGCACAGACAGUGCGAGAGGAGGCGGAGAUGCUAUGUGCAGAUUUCAAUGCGCGCUUAAUGGAUACCAUAGCGGGUUCGGCUGUAGCUACCUUCUAUGCUACCAUCCUGCCUUGCUUCUUCAUCAGGCCCCCUGGGCUGAGCGUGGAUCUGGUGUGGUGCAUGGGCCACGCCCUGCUGAGUGGUGUGACCUUCUUUCUGCUGCACUGGCAGUAUCUCCUUCCUCCAGCCUACCUUGAUCUUCUCCAUCGCUGUGCCCUCCAUCUGGGCAGUUGGCAGGAGCUCUCGCCCACUGCUCACUCUGGCUACCUCAAUUGGCAGGCCUGGUCACAGCUGCAGACGUACGCAAAGGGCGUCCACGUAAAGCAUGUUCGGGGACUAUUCCAAGCCGUGGGCGCUUCCAAUGCUGCCGAACCGGGUAAUUCUUCGCAUUCCAGACUCUUUUUCUGGUUUGCCUCGCCUACGCUGGUGACCAAUGGGUUAUGCUACGCGGCGGUUGUAGUCUCUCUCGGCCAGAUGUGUACAUUGGAAUGGACCUUUGAGUGGUACAAACUCCUCGGUCUGGCGGCAAUGAGCCCCUUCGCGCUCCUUAACCUCUACCGUCUGUUGCGCAAUCGCACUAUCCUUUCAUGGGUGUGGGAGGAUGAGAAACCUCUGUACGAGACUACCCCUAGCUCUGUCACCUCACUCAGGGCUUAA
Molecule: messenger RNA, 1623 nt
Organism: Hydatigera taeniaeformis
Lineage: Eukaryota; Metazoa; Platyhelminthes; Cestoda; Cyclophyllidea; Taeniidae
Source: the annotation of a GenBank genome assembly